This is a messenger RNA of Linderina pennispora, 261 nucleotides long. RefSeq lists its product as uncharacterized. The annotation marks the transcript as partial. NCBI's taxonomy places the organism in Eukaryota, Fungi, Kickxellomycota, Kickxellomycetes, Kickxellales, Kickxellaceae. The record is from RefSeq and is a predicted model, not a curated record. The transcript has 2 exons.
AUGGGUGGACAACGGAAGGCCAUGAACAGGCGUGGCAAGAAAUCAGACCUACCGCAAUCAUCAUACGACGUCUUCGAAGCCUCCGACAACUCUGAGGCAGAGCAGCUGACAAACCGGCGGCAGCUGGAGCGUGUUGAUGUGCGUGACUACGAGGUUGACGAAAUCGACUCUUCAGACGACGAGGAUAUCGACAGCGACGGCGCGUUUGAUGAGAGCGAUGAAGAGCAGUUUGGCUCGUAUAAAACCAAGACGGCCAAGGGA